Molecule: messenger RNA, 2026 nt
Organism: Zophobas morio
Lineage: Eukaryota; Metazoa; Arthropoda; Insecta; Coleoptera; Tenebrionidae
Gene: Akirin
Product: akirin
Exons: 4
Coding region: 244-780 (178 amino acids)
Biological process (GO): positive regulation of transcription by RNA polymerase II; positive regulation of innate immune response
Cellular component (GO): nucleus; chromatin
Molecular function (GO): transcription coregulator activity
Source: RefSeq, a predicted model, not a curated record
CCGUAUCCAUCGCACAGCCCACUACAGUCUGCACAAAAUGUUCCUUCUCUCGUUUCGUUUCGCCAUAUUGGAGGUUGAGUGCGUAUGAAAUCUGUUCGUUCCCGGUUCUCAUGGACAAAAUCGUGUCGCAAAGUCCGUUCUUGUGACGUCCCCGCCGCGAUUUCCCGUCUGAGUGCAUAAUUAGUUCGGCAGCUCGCGAAACAAAGUUUGUUUUGUGUGUGAAGUGUUAGCGACAGAAGUAAAAUGGCGUGCGCAACUCUGAAACGCUCGUUGGACUGGGAGCCGGUGCUCGGGGGCCGACCGGCCAAGCGGCGGCGCUGCAUCCCCUUCUGCGAGAGCCCCACGCACAGGGACAGGGCCUCGCCGCCCUCCUCCCCCGCCGCCGCCUCCGUCUCCUCCCCCAGCAAGCCCAAGUCGGUGUUCCCCGAUGUCGUCAGCCAAAAAUUGACCCCGGAAUACAUGGCCGAAAAUAUCAAAGCCGAACUACGGAGGUUACAAAGGCGCAAGCAGUUGCAGUACAGCAUGGAAAAUUCAGACGGAAGCAGUUCGGGUGGAGAGAACACCGAAUCUCCUUCUCGCUCCGAAAGAGCACUAUUUACAUUUAAACAGGUUGGUCUGAUCUGUGAACGUAUGCUCAGGGAACUCGAGUCUGAAAUUAGAGAAGAAUACGACAACGUGCUUACGGGAAAGCUCGCAGAACAAUACGAUGCCUUCGUUAAGUUCACGUACGAUCAAAUACAUAAGAACUACAGCACGGCCCCACCUAGCUAUUUAUCGUAAGGAAGAAUCUGACAUUGGCAGCGUAGCAGCGGUGUCUCGCAAACUAGCCACUAAACAGUCGUUAACUAUCGUUUAUACACUCUACAAAAUAAUAAAGUCGUCAUCAGCAGGAUGCCUUAGAACAUAACCCGCUCUCCUUGCCGGCAAAUUUCUUUUGUACAUAUUUAUAAUAUUAUAUCUUUAUAACAUAUUUUAAGAUCAUCUGUAUUAUCUUAUUGGAAUUGAGACAUAUAAUUUUCUCUGUAUAUAUCGGUUUUUAUAGUACUACCAAUGAGGUGUUGUAAUCGAUAAAUGUACGGAUUUGGCUGUUUGGUUUUGUUUUAACAAUGAUGCCAACUGUAUGAAAUAGACUGUACCCAUCCCGGAUCAUCAUCGUUUCUCCGCCAUUAGCACCUUGCGACAUUCUUUUGUUUAACUGUAUGUACACAACUCAUAAAAAAUGCCUUAACUUUGUGUUUCCGUGUAGUGCGAGCGCGAACAUGGAUGUAAGUUGGUGUGUUUCGUAUAAACUAGAUUAAGUUCUGAGUUAAAGACCACAGUUUUGCCAUAUGUGUGAUGGUGUUGAUAUAUUUUUUCUAUAGUUACGUUCAAACUAUACUUAAGUGCUUCAAUUGUAUCGACGUAAUAUCAGGACUUAGAUUUAAGAAACUUAUUACAGAUGAUAUCCAGUCGAGGUCUGACCUGAGCGAAACGUCAAUUUAAUGAGAUUUUCUACGACCGUCUAGUCAGUUUCUGGUUAAUUUCUAGUAAUAGUGUCCUCGAAACUGAUAACCACUGUUUACUUUGUUGUAUUUGACUCGAUUUUAGGUACGAUUAGUUAGAGUAUUUACCGAUAAGUACGAUUUGUAAGCAAGCGCAAGGAUAUUACUUGUACAUAGAUUUAGUGUGAGAGAAGUACUGUGCGAGGAACGCUUUAACAUUAAAGUCGCAAGUCGAGGUCUGAGCUACCGGCCCCAGCAGUCUUGAGAUUGUACAUAUUUAUUAAAAUUUACGUUUAGUUUCCAAGUACAAUAAAUCAAACAGUGAACUCACACUUCUCAUUAAAUUGAUUCAGUGAAAGUUAUUUAGUGUUCAGUUGCGAAUAUUUCUUUUCAUUAUUUCGUUAGGAAAUUAUUAGUUUGUUUUUAGUUGUAGUGCAUGCUGACUUCUUAUCAAGCGUUAAGUUAUAGCUUUUUCUUCUUUGCGUUUAAAUAAAUGUUAUGACUAGUAAUAAAACUGAAAUAAAAAUAAUCUUGUUUGUAUUUUC